Dovyalis caffra is the source of this 2064-nucleotide messenger RNA. The record is from the annotation of a GenBank genome assembly. Lineage: Eukaryota; Viridiplantae; Streptophyta; Magnoliopsida; Malpighiales; Salicaceae.
AUGAUUGUAAAUGAAUUGUACCUGUUGGCAUAUGUAAGGUCAAAGUUAGAAUCCCUGGAUGGUAUUGUGCCACCUUCCAAUGGCUUUCUGAUAAGUAGUACAGGCAUGAAAAAUGUUUGGUUGUCAAUGGAACAUCAGGCUAUUUUGUGGUGUAACCAGCUAGUUGUGCAAGUGUCACAUACUCUCCUUAGUCUGAUAGACUCCAAAACAGGCCAGCCAUUUCCUGAAGCUAAUAAGAGACUUGCAGUAUUUGCAAGUAUGCUUCGUAGUGGGAUACCACAGAGUUUCAACUGGAUGUCAUCCCAUAGAUCAACAUAUAUUGCUUUUAAGGAUGUGAAAGAUGCAGCUGGUUCUCAAGUGCAUACUUUGUCUAGUUGCCCUAACAAUGUUCACUGGAAUGAUGAUGGCUUUGAUAGAGAUUUAUAUAUCCAGGCAACUACCAUGACUGUUUUGGCAAUGGAUGGGAGGAGACGGUGGUUGGAUAUACUGAAAUUGGGGUCAGAUGGAAAAGGACACUUCAUGUUUGUAACAAAUCUCGCUCCAUGUUUUGGGGUUAGACUUCAUUUAUGGCCUGAAAAGGGGAAAUCUGCUUCAGAAAUGGCUGCAAGUAAAAGGGUUCUAGAGGUGACAGCAAAAUUGGUGCAGAUUCCAUCAGGACCGGCACCAAGACAGAUUGAACCUGGCAGUCAGACUGAGCAAGCACCUCCAUCUGCUGUACUCUGGUUGAGUCCUGAAGAUAUGCGUGGUUUCAGAUUCUUGACUGUCUCAGUUGCUCCUCGUCCGACUAUUUCAGGCAGACCUCCACCGGCAGCUUCCAUGGCAGUUGGUCAGUUCUUUAACCCAGAUGAUGGAAAGAGAGAAUUAUCUACUCAAUUUAUGCUUCUAUCUACCCGUUCUCAGAAGGAAUUACUUCUGAAGGAGGAUCAUCCCCUAGCUCUCAAUUUAUCUUUCACUGUUAGCUUAGGCCUUUUGCCCAUUUCUUUAUCUUUGACAACAACAGGGUGUGGAAUACAAAGGUCUGGCCUUCUUGCAGAAGAGGUUGAAGACAUGGACAACAGUAGGCUUUGUAAACUGCGAUGUUUCCCACCGGUAGCGCUUGCUUGGGAUCCUACAUCAGGUCUUCACAUUUUUCCAAAUUUGUUCAGUGAAACUAUCAUGGUUGAUCCUCAUUGUUCGUACAAAGCAAGCAUAGCUGUUUCUGAAACUGCAGCUGCUAGCAGAUUUUUGCUUUUGUAUAGUUCACAGGUGAUUCUAGAGCCUCCUCCUAUAGUUGGUUUCUCCAUUGCUAUUAUCUUUUUUGCUCUGAUGCGACAAGCACAUGCCUGGGAUCUUGAUCUGCCCAUACCGUCAAUGCUGGUGGCUGUUGUGAGGGUUCUUAGAGUCAAUCAAUUACUUGUUGCUGCACUGACUGGUAUUAUCUUGGGGUGCUUUGUCCACCCAGCUCUGGAUGAUGGAAAUGAAAGAUCUCAGCAAUUUGCAUCCAAACAUGAUGCUGGACUCAACCAGAAUUUCCUGCCAGAAGAGAACAGCUCCAGUAGUCCUGACUCUUCAAGGAGUUUUGGGGACACACAAUUAGAGAUAUUUCAUCACCGGCAUGGUUUAUUGAUUCUACAUCUUCUUGCAACGCUAAUGUUUGUCCCCUCUUUUGUGGCUUGGUUGCAGAGAAUAGGCAUGGGUCAUAGCUUUCCGUGGUUCCUGGAUUCAGUUCUUUGCAUUGGCAUCAUUCUUCAUGGUAACUUCAACCCAAAGCCGGAGUUCAACUCCCUGUUUUUGUUCCCAAAAAUAUUUGGGAAAGAAGUAAGAUUGGACUUCAUCUACUUGCUUGCUGGCUACUAUUCCUAUCUCGCUGGCUUGGGCUUGGUGCCAUACAGAGUGUUUUAUGCCAUGGCUACUAUAGGGUUCAUAUCCUGGGAGAAGUCAUAUGCUUUGCAAGUGGAAGAGAUUGGUUCUGUACCCCUGGAUUCCGAUUCUGCAGAAAAGAAUGAUAUGAUUGAUUGUGCAAAGCAUGGUGAUCCUCCAAGAGUCUACUUGCUGGAGAUUUGGUCUCUUCCAUUCUACUUGUGA